AUGAUGCCGAGGCAGGGCGCCGACAAGAAGCCCCUGAGUAGCACAAUCCUCCGGUGCGCGUUCGUCGGGGGCGACGAGCGCGGCGGCUUCACGGGCGAGCAGCUCAGGUACCCCUGCAAGCUGAGGCGGCACAUCUGCGCCAGGUGCGGGAUGCACCGCGGCGAGCACGGCGCGGGUAUCAGGGAUGAGCACCUGCCGCCGCGCAAGCGGUCAGUGUUCAGGAGGCUGGGAGAGUCCCAGCUGCUGGACCUCGGCGGCGGCAACGACGACGACAAGAGGGAAGGGCUGGCUUGGACUCCCGGCGACGUGAUCGCCAAGGGGAAGCGGGGGGCCAGGAGAAGACGCGCGGUGUGGUGUGAGCUUUGA
Miscanthus lutarioriparius is the source of this 366-nucleotide messenger RNA. Lineage: Eukaryota; Viridiplantae; Streptophyta; Magnoliopsida; Poales; Poaceae. The record is from the annotation of a GenBank genome assembly.